AUGCUUGCUGCUCUCCCUCAAUGUUCUAUCAAUGAACCUGUUCCUAUUAUUCACAAAUAUUAUCAGUCGGGAGACCUCAUCAUUGCUGGCAUUAUUUCCCAGAUCUACAUAUCUUCAAGCACCAUAUCCUUUGAACAACAUCCGGCUCUGGAACUUUCCAAUGACCACAUGGUCCUGACUCAGAACUACCAGCACAUCCUGGCCUUGGCAUUUGCUGUGAAGGAGAUCAAUGCCAACCCCCAAAUCUUGUGCAAUGUCACUCUUGGAUUCCACAUCUAUAACAGUCAUUUCAGUGCCAGCUGGACCUAUCAAGCCUCCAUAGAACUUCUCUCUAGACGGGCCAAGUUCAUCCCUAACUACAAGUGUGAUGUUGAGAAUACUCCAGUAGCAGUCAUCGGGGGACCAAACUCUAAUGUCUGUUUUCACAUGGCAACUAUCCUGAGCAUGUACAAGAUGCCACAACUCAUAUAUGGCUCUUCUCCAGUCAUGAAUAAUGAAACUCAGGCUGUCUUCUUCCACCGGAUGUUCCCAAAUGGAGCCUUUCAGUACAAGGGAAUUCUCCACUUACUUCUGCAUUUCUCAUGGACGUGGAUUGGAGUUGUUUCCCAGGAUGACGACAACACAGAGAGCUUUAUAGAGAACAUACUUCCUCUGCUUUCCCAGGGUGGCAUCUGCUUCGACUUCAUAGAAAAAUUCCCCAAACUAACUUCUUCCAGUGGCUUUGGAGACAUGCUCCACCGUAUUCUCAGAAGUAUUUCAUUUAACAACAGUGUGGGGGAAAUGGUGUCCUUUGAUCAAAAUGGGGAAUUGGCUGCUGGCUUUGACAUUAUAAACUGGGUCACACUCCCAAACCAGACCUUCUUCAGGGUUAAAGUUGGAAAGAUAGACCCUCCGACUCUCCAAGAUAAGAAAGAUGCAGUGACCUCCCUGGACAACGUCUUCACCAUUCACGAGGAUCUCAUCAUCUGGCCCAAACAAUUUAACCAGUCACAGCCCCUUUCCAUGUGUAAUGACCACUGCCAUCCAGGUUAUAGUAGGACCAAGAAAGAAGGAAAGCCAUUUUGCUGCUAUGAUUGCUUUCCAUGUCCAGAAGGGAAAAUCUCAAACUGGAAAGAUAUGGAUGAUUGCUUUCAAUGUCCAGGAGAUCAAUAUCCAAACAUUGGUCAGGAUACAUGCCUUCCAAAAACCAUCAGCUAUCUUUCUCACAAAGAGCCUCUGGGGAUCAGCUUGGACGCUGUUGCUCUCUCCUUUUCUUGCAUCACAGCUCUUGUGCUUGGAAUCUUUAUGAAGAACAAGGACACACCCAUAGUCAGAGCCAACAACAGGAGCCUCACCUACACUCUCCUCCUCGCCCUCCUGCUCUGCUUCCUUUCUGCUUUGCUGUUCAUUGGACAACCGGAGGUUGUGACCUGCCUCCUUCGACAAAUACUUUUUAGCAUAAUCUUCUCUGUGGCAGUUUCUUGCUUAUUGGCCAAAACCACCAUUGUGGUGCUAGCUUUCAUGGCCACGAAGCCAGGGUCCAGGAUAAGGAAAUGGGUGGGGAAACAAUUAGCCAUCUCCAUAGUCCUGUCCUGCUCCCUGAUUCAAGCCACAAUCUGUAGUGUGUGGCUGGCAACCACUCCCCCAUUCCCAGACUUUGACAAACACUCAAUGCCAAAAGAAAUUGUGCUUGAAUGCAAUGAAGGGUCGACUGUCAUGCUUUACUGUGUGUUGGGCUUCCUGUGUCUCCUGGCCAUUGUCAGCUUCACGGUGGCCUUCUUAGCUAGAAAGUUGCCCGACAGUUUCAAUGAAGCCAAGUUCAUCACCUUCAGCAUGUUGAUCUUUUGCACGGUAUGGCUGUCCUUUGUUCCCACGUAUCUGAGUACCAAGGGGAAGUACAUGGUGGCCGUGGAGAUCUUCUCCAUCUUGGCCUCCAGUUUUGGAUUACUGAGCUGCAUCUUUUCCCCAAAAUGCUAUGUCAUUUUACUGAGACCUGAUCUGAAUAGCAAAGAUCAGCUCAACAUAAGAAAGAAUUAA
Messenger RNA from Podarcis muralis (Common wall lizard), 2016 nucleotides. Lineage: Eukaryota; Metazoa; Chordata; Lepidosauria; Squamata; Lacertidae. The record is from RefSeq and is a predicted model, not a curated record.